Messenger RNA from Macrobrachium nipponense, 1956 nucleotides. RefSeq names its product trichohyalin-like. NCBI's taxonomy places the organism in Eukaryota, Metazoa, Arthropoda, Malacostraca, Decapoda, Palaemonidae. The transcript has a single exon. Bases 1 to 1956 code for a protein of 651 amino acids. The record is from RefSeq and is a predicted model, not a curated record.
AUGAUUCCUACCUGGCUAGAGAAACCAAAAUCGCCAUCUUUGUCUACACGGAGUUCUAACCAGGGCGUCGAAGAAAUCAUCUGUAACCUGAAGGAUGUAAAUAAGAAGCGGAUUAAGGACAGACACGAAUUGACAGAAGCAAAGAGGGAAAUAGAGAACCUGAAAGAGGAAUUGGAGGAACUUCGGAGGGAGGUAAGGGCAGGAAAGAAGAAUGACAAGGAUGCUGGCCACUCAGGAAAGAGCACUCAUAAACAUGAGAAGGAAAACCAGAAUGCACGAAGCAGAACUAGGGACGCUGAAGGAAUCGACGAACGCGAGGAAAUAGGAGGGAGUCUGGAGGAAACAGAGGAGACUCCCGAAUGGGAACCAAACGAUGUACUGGAAAAUCCAGAAAUAAUCGAGGAAAUAAGAGAGAUCAUUGAGAAGAAGAAGGAAAACAAACUGCGGCGUUGGAAUGAGAAAAUUAAAAGAAGGUUAAAUCGAGAAGCGAAACACGAUCCAAUGUGGGAUGAACUUCGCGAAGAACUGUUAAGAGAUUGGCAAAAACUCUCUCGUUCACAGGUCAUUUCAGAGAAUGAAAUAAAAGACAUACUUCAGGAUGUGGAGGAAAUGUUUAUUAAUAGUGAACUUGAGGUGGAAAAGGAGGAAAUAGGAGGGAGUCUGGAGGAGACAGAGGAGACUCCCGAAUGGGAACCAAACGAUGUCCUGGAAAAUCCAAAAAUAAUCGAGGAAAUAAGAGAGAUCAUUGAGAAGAAGAAGGGAAACAAGUUGCGGCGUUGGAAUGAAAAAAUUAAAAGAAAGUUAAAUCGAGAAGAGAAACACGAUCCUACGUGGGAUGAACUUAGGGAAGACCUAAGGGAUUGCCAGAAACUUUCAAGUUCACAGGUCAUUUCAGAGGAUGAAAUAAAUGACAUACUUCAAGAUAUGGAAGAAAUGUUUAUUAAUAGUGAACUUGAGGUGGAAAAGGAAGAAAUAGAAGGAGGGAGUCAGGAGGAAACAGAGGAGACUCCCGAAUGGGAACCAGACGAUGUACUGGAAAAUAUAGAAAUUAUCGAGGAAAUUAGAGAGAUCCUUGAGGAAGAGAAGGCUGAAAGGCGCUCUAAAAGAAGGUGGGAAAAGAACGCUUGGAAAUCCAUCAUCCGGGAACAUAAGGAGAGAAAGGCCAACGAAAGGGUCGAUAAAAAGCUGAUUAAGCAGCAAUUACUCUCUAAACAACGGAAAGAAAAGGAGAGGAGAAAGGUUAUAAGGGAAGUUGAAAAAAGGUGGAUUAGCGCACUCAAGAGAAAUCUCACGGAGCGACUAGAGGAAAGGAAACAGAAAAGAAGAGAUGACAGAUUGAGGAAACUGAGAGAGUUGAUCGAGUUUGUCAAGCAAGAACGUAAGAUAAUGAAGUACAAACGCAGGGCUGAACAAGAAUGGCUAGAGAGAGAAGCCAGGUCUUUGGCAUUGUAUGACCAUCAAGUAAGGAUGGAAGAACGAGAAAAGAAAAAGGAAGCAAAAAGAGCUUUCAAGCAGGAAUUGAAGGAAAGGAACGCCAAAUUGAAGGCUGAAAAGGAUAGGCUCAGAGAAACACGUGCCAAGUUAGAGGAAGAACACAAGAAGAAGAAAAAUAAAGCAAAACUUGAAAAAAAGAGGCUAAUGAGCGCUUUAAAAGAUCUCAAGAGACGGAAAAGAGACCUGGGGAGAAAACGAAAACCCAAAAGGUCUGAAGUAGAAUUGCAAAUGCAUGAUUACAUUUGGUUCUUUUUGAGGAAUCCUGCACUGAUCUCUAUGUAUUUGAGAAAUGGUCCACUAAAGCGUAGGAAAAAGAGGAAAACAGCUUCGAAGGCCACAGAUUCUCAAAAGGAUAUUUGGGUAUGGAAGAAGAAUUCAAGAGGAAAAUUUGUAUUGAUAGAAAGGAAGAGAAUAGACAGCACUGAAGGCAGGAGGACUGAAAACAGUUUGGGGCUAAUGUGA